This is a messenger RNA of Trichosurus vulpecula (common brushtail), 5918 nucleotides long. It is a transcript of the gene PRKAG2, whose product is annotated as protein kinase AMP-activated non-catalytic subunit gamma 2. The record is from RefSeq and is a predicted model, not a curated record. NCBI's taxonomy places the organism in Eukaryota, Metazoa, Chordata, Mammalia, Diprotodontia, Phalangeridae. The transcript is spliced from 14 exons. Bases 491 to 1861 code for a protein of 456 amino acids.
UGACCUUUAGUACAUAAACAAAUCUGCUGGGUGAGAUUCGGCUUGAGGUCCUGGCAGCUUUUUACCUACUUAAGGAAAAGACUGACUUCUUGAGGCCACAGCUGCUGCUGUUACUGCUCGGACAGCAAAACCAGUGGACAUUUCAAACUGUUCUUGCCCUCUGCAGACUCCAGGCAGUACAGUAAGAGCUAGACCUGGGAUUGACCUGUGUAGAUACCUUGGCUGUUGGCUCCUGUUUGCUUCCCCCGACCCUUUUCUUUCCAGGGUUGGUCUAAAAAGCCCCUCCUGUGGAUCCUUCAGAAUUGGACAGGUUGUCACCUGAGCUGGGGAAACUUAAAAGGCUGUGUGUGUGAGGAGGGAUCUGUUGCCUUUCCUCCCUGCUCCUCCACGUGUCCAGGGGGCUAACGCUGGGCAGCUCCAGGCUCUCGCUGCUUUUUCCAGCACUGGAUAUGAUCUCAGGCUGCCGGCGCUCCGGUGCCCGGGGCAGCUCAUGAAGCGUUUUGGCAGCCUCAGGGGGAGCAAGAAACGCAAGGACCAGAACCGAAGUACAGCGAGGCGCCAGUCAGAACCCCAUGGCCUUUUCGCCUCCGGCCUUUCCUCUUCACCAUCCACUCCUACCCAAGUGAUCAAGCAGCACACUUUUCCUCUUGAAUCCUAUAAGAAUGAACCUGAGAGAUUAGAAGCUCGAAUUUAUGCCUCCUCUUCUCCCCCAGACACAGGCCAGAGGUUCUGCCUGCCCUCCUUCCAGAGUUCAGCCAAGCCUCCCUCUGCAGCAUCGGCUCCGUAUGCUACCUCCACGACAGCGGCUGUAGCAGCGGCCGCGGCGGCAGCAGCAGUUGCAGCAGCAGCAGCCCCAGGAACCGCUGAAGCCGGCAUGCUGGAGAAAUUAGAGUUAGAAGAGGAAGCAAUAGAAGAAUCUGAAAGUGAUAUUUACAUGCGAUUCAUGAAGUCCCACAAGUGUUACGACAUUGUUCCAACCAGCUCAAAGCUUGUUGUCUUUGACACUACAUUACAAGUUAAAAAGGCCUUUUUUGCCUUGGUAGCGAAUGGUGUUCGAGCAGCGCCACUGUGGGAGAGUAAGAAACAGAGUUUUGUAGGAAUGCUAACAAUUACAGAUUUCAUAAAUAUACUACAUAGAUAUUAUAAAUCUCCAAUGGUACAGAUUUAUGAAUUAGAAGAACAUAAGAUUGAAACGUGGAGGGAACUUUAUUUACAAGAAACAUUUAAGCCUUUAGUGAAUAUAUCCCCAGAUGCAAGCCUCUUCGAUGCUGUAUACUCAUUGAUCAAAAAUAAAAUCCACAGAUUGCCAGUUAUCGACCCUGUCAGUGGGAAUGCACUUUAUAUUCUUACCCACAAAAGAAUUCUCAAGUUUCUUCAGCUAUUUGUGUCUGAGAUGCCAAAGCCUGCCUUCAUGAAACAGAACCUAGAUGAACUUGGAAUAGGAACAUACCACAACAUUGCCUUUAUACAUCCAGACACUCCUAUCAUUAAAGCCUUGAAUAUAUUUGUAGAAAGACGGAUAUCAGCUUUGCCUGUUGUGGAUGAGUCAGGAAAAGUUGUAGAUAUUUAUUCCAAAUUUGAUGUAAUAAACCUUGCUGCUGAAAAAACAUAUAAUAAUCUAGAUAUCACAGUGACGCAAGCCCUUCAGCACCGUUCCCAAUAUUUUGAAGGUGUUGUGAAGUGCAGCAAGCUGGAAACACUGGAGACCAUCGUGGAUAGGAUAGUAAAAGCAGAGGUUCAUCGACUGGUGGUAGUAAAUGAAGCAGAUAGCAUUGUGGGUAUCAUCUCACUGUCAGACAUUCUACAAGCCCUGGUACUCACACCAGCAGGUGCCAAACAAAAGGAAAGUGAAGCAGAAUGACCACGGUGAACAGAGAAGCCUUCAGUGAAUGUAGGGGAACGUGAACAAAGUUUCUGGGUCAAGUUUUUGCCUCAUGAACACUGACUGCAAUAGAAGAGAGUAUUGGUUAUGAGAAUGUUGAUCAUGGUAGAGUGAUGGGUAAUGAGUCUUUAUUUUCCCCAGUGAUGUCUAACCCAAGCAUGACAAAGAGAGCUUGAUAGGUUUAAAGAUUGUCUUGUAUUAAAAAAAAUAUAUGCAUAUAUAUUUCCAGACCUUUUCUGAAAGAUUUAAUAUGCUGUCAUCCUUUAAAUUGUACUACGUCCUGAAAUUCUAUCAUUUUUUGCAAUUGAAAGAGCUGAUUGAUAGCUAAGAACAUGUAAAUGUGACAUAAGGUGAGUGUAUGGCAUAUUCCUAACCUAGUGCCUUAUGUCAGAAUACAGCAAUAUGUCAUCACUGUUGCCCAUCACUGUUGGAGAAAGUAUUUGUGUGAAGAGAAAACUGUGUUUGAAUGUGAAAGUCUUUGAACCUAUUACCAAAUCAGUUUAAGUUUUCAUUAGAUUUGUCAUAAAAGCUGUACUUUGAAUAUAAAUAGAUUUACUUUAAAACUUUAAUGAGUUUUGUGUUUAAAUGUUGCAUUCUGGACUAAAAUGUAAAACAAGACUGAUUUUAAAAACAGCUUUAUUUAUUUUUACUUUCAUGGCAAUUUUUUUACACAUCUUUUGGUGGAUAGUUAAAACUUCACCAUAUCCAUUAAUAAACUGUUGAUUGUUAUACAAAAAUAUGGCAGAUUUCUCGUUAUUUGUUUGGACCUGAAGAGAUAUGGCUUCCUGAAUAGCCUUUAUUAGACUUAAAAAGUUAACAGUUUCUAAAAGCAUGCAUUAAAACUUAUUACUCUGUACUGUAUUGUAAAUAGGCAGCAGUUAUUGAGGAAAUGAAGUGCCAGAGAAAUGUCUAUUUUUUUUCUUGUGUAUUGCAAUGUAAAAUCAUGAUGUUUGUAUGACUGCUGAUACAACUUUGUUUUUGUAAAUUUUAUUGUGGCAUAUACAGUAUUGUCAUACAGUUGCAAGGAAAGGAACAUUUCCUAAUGUAAAUGCUCUGAAAAUGUUGAGACUAUAUAAUUGUAGAUUUUCCUUUGCAGAUUGAAGAAAUUAAAACAAGUCCUACUAUAUUAUUUUGUUAGAGAAGUUCUUAAAAAUAAUCACAUAUUUCUGCAUGUAUUGAAUAAAAUUCUACAUGCCUUUUUUCACUCAAAUAUUUACCUCCAUUUAAAGCAGCAUUAGUCCUUUUGUCAUCACUCCCUCCAUCAAAAGAACCUUUUGUUGAUUCCUUAAUUCAUAGUUUCUUUACCUUCCCAUUAUAAAACAUGACUAUAUUUAAAAUUGCCAAGAAAAUUUUCUUGUAACAAGGUGCCAGUUUUUCUUUUCUUAGUAGAGCAAAUCUUCUAUUUGUGUCUCUGUUCUUGGUGUUUGUGUUUGUCUGUGUGCAUGUUUGCUCUCACCUACACAUUAAUGCUUUGGAAAAUAAUCAUAGCUGUUUAGGCUGAACACCAGUUGCAUCCCUUCUUCAACUCGUGCAUCCCAGAAUACCUGUGCUGCUCUUUGUGAAGAGUAACAUUUUUGUUUGUACAAUCUGGCAGAGGCUGUAUGGUCCAUCUUUCCUUCUAUGAGAAAUGGUAGAACUAUGGGGUUUUCUUUAAUUAGCUUCUUUUUUUUUUUUUUUUUGGAGAGGAAGAAGCAAGAAAGCUAGGAAGCUGACACUGAACAACAUAGUCUUGAAGCCUGGACAGUGCCUUAAUCCAGAUUUACUUCUGUGACAGCAUUACAGCAUCCCUCUCCCCCACCUCAUGCCCCGAAAGUGAUAUUACUCAGAGCCUAUAGUUCUUGUUUUUGAGGAAAGAAUGAAGAUGACUUCCCACUGUUGCUUAAGUAGGGAAGACUCUCCACAUCAGAAAAGAGAAGUUAGAGCCAUCUAAAAAGAAAUCUAUUAGCACCGACACUUUCCUUACCUUUCACUCGACCAUCACAGGCAGCAGAGGGCUUUUAGUUUCUCUAUGUUUAGUCAUUAGGUCUAGUAGUUAACAGAAUGUCAGGCUCAUGUAAAAGUAUAAUGAAGAUUUGCAGAAGUUAUUGAGAAUUGUUUUUAAAGUGAAGCAUCUUUUUUUUUUUUAACCAUUAAGGUCCAUAUGACAAAUAGCUACUAUUUUCUUUCUCCAGGAGAAGUAAUGAGGUGUGCCAUAUAAAUGGUAAGGACAAGGCAUUUUAUUCAUCUUGUUUACCUGUGCAUCUCUGGAAGUCAAAUGGGUGAGCCUGUAAAUACUUGUGCUGCCCCGCCCCCACCCCCGCCAUUGUUUUUAUUUGGGUUUAUGUACAGGCCUCUGUCCUUCACAUGGCUAAAAUUAUGUUUGCGUGUUACAAACGAUAGUUACUUCCACGUUUUAAUUUUUUAUUCUGUCAUCAUCACCUUUCUUAGGUGACUAGGACAGGGGUUCAUAACCUUUUUUUGUGUUGUAGGUCCUUUAGGCAUUCUCAUGAAACCUAUGGACCCCUUCUCAGAACCAUGUUUUUAAAUGCAUAAAAUAAUAUGUUUACAAAGGAAACCAAUUACAUUGAAAUUCAGUCAUUCAGAUUUUUUUAAACAAUUCUAUGGACCCCAGGCUAAAAGCCCCUGGGUCUAGGGUCUUAAAGUACAUGCUUUUGGAGACUUGUGCAAAACAAGUUACAUGUGUAUCAAAUACAUUAACAACUCCACAAAGCCAGCCUAGAGAGAGCAGUUGGAAGCCAAGUGGUGCAGUUUCCCAGUGAAACAGGGCUCUAGAGAGCAUCAUCCAAGUUCUUGUUACCUACCCACAAAGAUGAAACACUGAGUCAAAAACAAAAGUUCUCACCAUCACCUUUAGCCACAGAGCAUAAAGAAACAGGCAUGGAACCUAUGCUAAACAAAGAUCAGGUUACUCAUGUGUCUUCUUGCACCCAGUCCAACCUCUAAAAAUUAUUUUUCCUCUUCACCUCUCUGGGUCUCAGUUUUCCCAUCUUUAAAAUGAGGAAGUUGUACUAGAUAACCUCUUAUGUCUCUUCCUUCUAUAAAAGUCUGUGAAUCCUGUGAAUUAAUGUUGUAUUAAACUUCACUGAACUAGUUAUAGUUUUGAUAAUACACAUCAAAUCAAAAUGUUCUUAAAAUAACAUCACAGGGACACAUACAAACCAUGGCUUUCAGUACAAAGAUCACUAGGCAGUCUCUGGGGAAUGGCGUUGCACCCUAACUACUCAACUAAAAAAAUUCACUUCCCCUUGGAGGGAGAGAGCUAUCAGAGAGCCUCUAGAGGAAACGGAAUCAUUGUGGGAACAGGCCAGAGAUGAACUAUUUGGGUCCACAGGGCCCUAACCCCUUAUGUGCUUUCCUGUUCUCUAAGCACUUUCACAGGAUUCCUACCCUAUGCAUUUCUAUAGAGAGACAAAUCUUUCCCUCUAGUAUGGACACACUCUUAAGAGAAAAUUUCCAUCUGCAGCCAAGGCCUUUGGGAAAUAUCUGGAAAUUAGACAGCAAAUUCCACUCGACAAUAUUUUUGCCUUCACGGAGUACUAUAAAACAGACACAAAGAUUGUUCUUUUUCACAUGAGAUUACAUUGCAAGAGUUCAAUUUGCUAAUUUUUAAACAAAGUAGACUUGUACUUACAUAGCAUACUUUCAAAAAAUUCCCUUGAAGUUUUUUUCCUCUGCAUAGUAGUGAUAAGCAUAGUUCCCUUUGAUAAAGGAUGUUCAUACUUUCUUCUUGGUUAUGUCAUUUUUUUUCUUGCACAAAACAGUAUAUUAAAAUUUUUAUCUUUUGAUGGCCCCAUUAUUGUGAUAACUGCUUCAAAAUUAUGUUGUACAAAUAUUCACUAAUAAAGUGGAAUGAAUUAAAAUUACGAUAAAGCUUGUUUGGAUUAAUAAGUGUGAACAAAUGUAUUGAAUUGAACCCAAAGAAGGUAUCUAGGUUCCUAGAGGGAAGAUCUCAGUAGAUAGGAGGGGACUUCAGGAGGCUUUUAAAAGGUCUGACAUAAAUAGUAAAAAGGUUCUCCCUAGGUGCUACUGAGAAAAA